This is a messenger RNA of Elephantulus edwardii (Cape elephant shrew), 1422 nucleotides long. It is a transcript of the gene HYAL2, whose product is annotated as hyaluronoglucosaminidase 2. Gene Ontology annotation, biological process: carbohydrate metabolic process; hyaluronan catabolic process. Bases 1 to 1422 code for a protein of 473 amino acids. NCBI's taxonomy places the organism in Eukaryota, Metazoa, Chordata, Mammalia, Macroscelidea, Macroscelididae. The record is from RefSeq and is a predicted model, not a curated record. The transcript is spliced from 3 exons. Gene Ontology annotation, molecular function: hyaluronoglucuronidase activity; hyalurononglucosaminidase activity.
AUGUGGGCAGGCCCAAGCCCCGCCGUCACACUGGCCCUGAUGCUGGCGGUGGCAUGGGCCACAGAGCUCAAGCCCACAGCGCGUCCCAUCUUCACAGACCGGCCCUUCAUCGUAGCAUGGGAUGUGCCCACGCAAGACUGUGGCCCACGCCACAAGGUGGUGCUGGACCUGAGGGCCUUUGACGUGCAGGCCUCACCUAACGAGGGCUGGGUGAACCAGAACAUCACCAUCUUCUACUCAGAGCGGCUUGGCCUGUACCCCCACUUUGACCCAGCAGGGCACUCGGUGCACGGUGGCGUGCCACAGAACGGUAGUCUUCAGGCCCACCUGAAGAUGCUGCGGGAGCAUGUGGAGCACUACAUCCGUGCCCAGGAACCUGCAGGGCUGGCUGUCAUUGACUGGGAGGACUGGCGGCCUGUGUGGGUACGCAACUGGCAGGACAAGGACGUGUACCGCCGGUCAUCACGCCAGCUGGUGGCCAGCCUCCACCCCGACUGGCCACAGGACCGCGUGAACAAGCAGGCGCAGUACGAGUUUGAGUUUGGUGCACGGCAGUUCAUGCUGGAGACACUGCGCUGGGUCAAGGCAGUGCGGCCACACCACCUCUGGGGCUACUACCUCUUCCCUGACUGCUACAACCAUGAUUAUGUGCAGAACCGGGACAGUUACACGGGGCGCUGCCCUGAUGUGGAGGUUGCCCGCAAUGACCAGCUGGCCUGGCUGUGGGCUGAGAGCACGGCCCUCUUUCCCUCUGUCUACCUGGAUGAGGCACUUGCCUCCUCUGCCCAUGGCCGCAAGUUUGUCAGUUUUCGCGUACAGGAGGCUCUUCGUGUGGCUCGCAAACACCAUGUGAACCACGCGCUCCCCGUCUAUGUCUUCACAAGGCCCACCUACAGCCGCGCGCUCACAGGGCUCAGCGAGAUGGACCUCAUCUCCACCAUCGGCGAGAGCGCAGCCCUAGGUGCAGCUGGUGUCAUCCUCUGGGGUGACGCGGGGUACACCACGAGCACGAAUACCUGCCAGUACCUCAAGAAUUACCUGACACAGCUGCUGGUCCCCUAUGUGGUCAACGUGUCCUGGGCUGCGCAGCACUGUAGCAUGGAACAGUGUAAUGGUCAUGGGCGCUGUGUCCGCCGAGACUCCAGUGCCAGUGCCUUCCUGCACCUCAACGCCAGCAGCUUCCGCCUAGUCCUUGACUACCCACCUGGAAAGCCCCUGCCGCCACCCCAGGGGAAGCUCAACAAGGCCGACCUGGACUACUUGCAGACACACUUCCGCUGCCAGUGCUACUUGGGUUGGGGUGGUGAGCAGUGCCAGUGGGACCAUAGAAAUGCAGGUGGAAGUGCCAGCCAGGCCUGGGCUGGCCCCCAGCUCCUCAGCCUACUGGCUCUGACAGCCUUGGCCUUUACUGAGACUGUGUAG